Messenger RNA from Aricia agestis (brown argus), 3014 nucleotides. It is a transcript of the gene Tgs1, whose product is annotated as trimethylguanosine synthase. NCBI's taxonomy places the organism in Eukaryota, Metazoa, Arthropoda, Insecta, Lepidoptera, Lycaenidae. Gene Ontology annotation, biological process: 7-methylguanosine RNA capping; 7-methylguanosine cap hypermethylation. The transcript is spliced from 10 exons. Gene Ontology annotation, cellular component: nucleus. The record is from RefSeq and is a predicted model, not a curated record. Gene Ontology annotation, molecular function: RNA cap trimethylguanosine synthase activity. The coding region runs from base 107 to 2815 and encodes 902 amino acids.
CGAUUUAUAAAAAUAUUAAAUUUAUGAAAUCUUUCUCUCUGUUUUGUAUUUUUCAAAUUCAUUCCUGUAAUAAAUAUAUACAAUUUGUGGUAGAUUUUAAGUGAUAAUGUCUGAUUGUUAUGAUAGUUAUCAUCGGUGGGAACCUUUGGCUGAAUUUCACUUUAACCUCAAUAAUCCCGAAAAUGAGGAGUUAUACCGAGAGAACUACAUCUACUGCUUGUGCAGCAGAGUCCUCACAAGAGAAGUGGUAAAGACAUAUGAAUCAGAGAAGUAUGGAAGUGAAAGUGAUGCGGAAGAAGUACAGGAUGUGGUAUCAUCAGAACUGGAUGAUCAUUCUCAUGUUCAUUUCUCACUAGACACAUCUAACAAGAAUAAAUGUGAUAAGGAUGAAGUAGCAAGUUGCUACUGCAGCGCCUCACACACAGACAACUACUGUUCAACUGAUGAACAUGAGCCAGGUCAGAUCCAUGCAUCUCAUGCCUUGCAGCCGAGCGACAGCGGUGCUGAUCUGACUUACCAGGACUAUCACCUGGAUAUCACUCAGGAUAAACUCGAAGAACUGGAUGAGGAUGUCACUAAGCUAGAUACUUAUGAAGAUUAUCUAUCUGAAGAGACUUGGGACAAAUUCUGGGCGAUUCAUGGAGAAAGACUAAUUUGGGCAUCAUGGAUCAAGAAAUAUAGUGAUUAUAUUAACCCAGAUUAUCUAGAUGAAAACAAUGAUAUACUUCUAGAUGAAAAUAGUGUCCCCCAGAAGUUAGAGAAGGCUGAAGAAAGUCAAAAAAGUAAUGAAAAUAGAAGGGAAAGGAAAUAUUCUUAUGAUUCGAAAAUAAACCCAGUUAUGGGUAGUAAAGAUGACAUAACUGGAAAACCUUCUAAGAAUAAAUCAGAUACCAAAGAUGAUUCAUGGGUACCUAUUGGAAGAAGGCGAUCAAUUUCAGAACACGAAAGAAUUGUUAGUCCAAAAACUCUUGCAGCCACUGAUUCAAUGACCAAUGUGACCAAAGCAACCCUCUCUAGCUACAAUGUGACUUCCAGCCAUGUCACCUCAGAUUCCACACCUACAGAUGGUUACAGCAUAUCAUCAUCAACAUCAGAUGAUCAAUUUAAUGAUCAAACCAGGAUUGCCAAUGUUGAAGACCAAACUGAUGAAGUAACAGAGGAAUUAGAUAAUGAUCAAUAUUGGCAGCUGCUCUGGAAGAAACACUUCGGGGAACAGUAUGCAAUACACUACGCAUACUAUGUUGAAUGUCACAACCAUCAUGACCAAUUCAAUGAACUAAGUAAUAACAAAGAUAAAGUUUUAGAUAACAAAUUAGAAGAAUUAAAACUUGAAAACGACUGUGAAAAUAGUGAUGGUAAUUCGCAAGAUGCACAAACAAUUGUAGAGAUACAAGAAGAGAAAGAACAGAAAAAAGCAAAAUCAGGAAAGUCGAAUGAAAAUAGAACGGGUAAAUCGAAAUCUCGAAAGAAACAUGAGCAUAAAGUUAUAAAUUCUGUAGGCGCACUUCUACAGCUAUUAAAGGAGCAACAAGAGAAGGAGAGUGAGUUAGUUGAUGCUAGUGAGGAGAAAUCUACGGAAAAAGUAGAAACGGCCAUUACACCUGAUUCUACAAUGAAUCAGGAUACUAUUCAAAACCCACAAAGUCGAAACUCAAAUUCUAGUCAUAUUGAUGAAGAUGAUGAUAAUAAUGAUCCGCCAGAAGAAAGAUAUUCUUCACUUAAAAGAAGCCACGAACUGGAUGCAGAUGAGCUAAUGUCAGAAAGAAUAAAAUCAACAUUAGAUGUCAUGGGAUUCUCCUUAGACCCAACAAAACUGCCAAAGGGUGAACUCAUUUAUAAGAAACGAAUAGGUAAGCUGAGACCGCCACGCAAUAAAAAAUGGAAUGCCCCAAGAAAAAUAUACUUUGACGACGAUGGAAACCCCUAUCAUGAAAAGACAGAUGACGAAGGACAUAAUUCUGAGAUAGACACAGACAAAGUUGAUGAAACGAAUGUAAAAGCAGAAGAGAAGAAACCUGAAACAAGUGCAGAAGAUGAAUUAGAUGAUAGUAACAUAGUUGAAGCUAAAGAGGAGACACAGAGUGAGGACAUCAGUGAUCAGGGAAACAAAGAUGCAACUGUUGAGAAUCCAAGUCAAACCAAGCGCAGAAAACGGCAGAAGCGUCAUAGACCAGAUACCGACACAAGCGAGCUGCCCGCAGAGUUGCAGGGGCAUCCUAAGAUGAUGAAGUACUGGAAGAAGAGGCACUCCCUGUUUCAUAGAUUUGACGAAGGCAUCCGUCUCGACAUGGAAUCCUGGUUCAGCGUGACGCCCGAGAACGUGGCCGCUCACAUUGCCGACCGGUGUGCGCGCGACACCGUCCUCGACGCGUUCUGCGGCGCCGGCGGCAACAGCGUGCAGUUCGCGAGGACGUGUAAACGAGUAAUAGCUAUAGACAUAGACCCUAAGAAGAUAGAGUUGGCCCGCCACAACGCUUUGGUGUACGGAGUUGAUAAUAUAGAGUUUAUCGUUGGGGACUUCUUCGAGAUUGGACCUACUAUUAAAGCUGAUUUGGUGUUCCUGAGCCCACCGUGGGGUGGACCCAAGUAUUCCGAGAAUUCAGAAUAUGACAUUGAAACCAUGUUGGAACCCAAGCCAGCUUCAGAACUGAUAAAUGUAGCAAGCACAAUCAAUUCUAAUAUAGCAAUAUAUUUACCAAGAAAUUCAAAAACUGAUCAGAUUUUGUCACUGGCACAAGAAAUGGGAAGUUCAGUUGAGAUAGAACAGAGUUUCUUGGAUAGAAGGUUUGUUGCAAUAACUGCAUACUUCUACUAAUAGAUUUAAGACAUAUUAUUAUUAUUUAAAUUAGAUUGUGAAAAUAUUGUCAUAUAUAAAAUGUAACUGUCAUUAUUUAGGAUUCAGGUAGUAUUAUUCAAUUGUUUAUUCAAUUGUUUAUGCCUUAAAAAGUUGUUCAGUAUUUAGUAUUGCAAGCUAGCCAUAAUGCUUGUAUUGUUCAUAUCGUUAUUUUUCAUUU